CUCUCUCUACACUUUCUCUCUCUAACUAUCGCCGUCGCCUAGGGCCAAUCGGCGUAUAUAUAUAAAAUAUAUUUAUAUAUUUAUAUUUACAUUUUCCAUUUUCCAUUUUCGUACACCUUAAAUGCUCUUGGUCAAUUCCUGUUGAUUCGUUAUAGAACGCUCUGGAUCGGAUUCUCUCCAUUAAUGCGCAGCCGAUAUUCCUCGUGAUUCGUGUUAAGAGAAAACAAAGGGUUUUUUGAUCGGAAUGUGCGGGGUUCUGGUAGGCAUUAUUACUUCACCGGAGCUUGACACUGUUGCUCAGAGGAUAUCGACGAAUAAGAAGAAGUAGAAGAACUUUGGAAGAGAAUGUCUGGCCCGCUUGACCGGUUCGCAAGACCAUGCUUUGAAGGGUUUUCUGGUAGUGAUGAGAGAAAAGAAAGGAAGUCUGACUUUGAAAACUCAGAGGAUGAGAGAAGAACUAGAAUUGGGUCUUUGAAAAAGAAAGCAUUAAAUGCUUCCACUAAAUUUAAGCAUUCUCUCAAGAAAAAGAGCAGUAGACGUAAAAGUGAUACGCGAGUAAGCUCUGUUUCCAUUGAGGAUGUUCGAGAUGCUGAAGAGCUACAGGCUGUCGAUCAAUUUCGGCAAUCACUAAUGUUGGAUGAAUUACUGCCUGAAAAACAUGAUGAUUAUCAUAUGAUGCUGAGGUUCUUGAAAGCAAGGAAAUUCGAUAUUGAGAAAGCAAAGCAUAUGUGGGCUGAAAUGCUUCAGUGGAGGAGGGAAUUUGGUGCAGACAAUAUCAGGGAGGAGUUUGACUUCAAAGAGAAGAAUGAAGUUCUAAAGUAUUACCCCCAUGGACAUCACGGUGUGGAUAAGGAGGGAAGACCGAUUUAUAUUGAAAGAUUGGGAAAAGUGGAUCCCAAUAGACUAAUGCAAGUUACAACUAUGGACCGGUAUGUAAAAUACCAUGUCAAGGAAUUUGAGGAAACUUUUGCAACAAAGUUUCCUGCUUGUACCAUUGCUGCAAAGAAACACAUAGAUUCAAGCACUACAAUAUUAGAUGUUCAAGGCGUGGGUUUAAAGAACUUUACAAAGUCUGCAAGGGAACUGAUCAUGCGUCUGCAGAAGAUUGACGGAGACAACUAUCCUGAGACUCUCUGCCAAAUGUUUAUCAUCAAUGCUGGUCCGGGAUUUAGACUGCUGUGGAACACUGUGAAGAGUUUUCUAGAUCCUAAAACGACUUCCAAAAUUCAUGUUCUUGGAAACAAAUACCUGAACAAACUGCUUGAAAUCAUUGAUGUCAGUGAGUUGCCAGAUUUUCUAGGUGGUUCCUGUACCUGUGCUGACCAGGGAGGGUGCCUUCGAUCUGAUAAGGGUCCGUGGAAGAACCCAGAAAUAUUGAAGAUGGUUCGCAAUGGUGAAGCACGACGUGCCAGGCAGAUUGUAAAGGUUAUAACCAGCGAGGGGAAGGUUACCUAUAUUAAACCGCGCUACCCAGUGCAGGUAAAAGGUAGUGAUACAUCUACUGCUGAGUCCGGUUCUGAAGCUGAAGAUAUUGUUUCUCCUAAAGCAAUAAAGAGUUAUUCACAUCUUCGGUUGACUCCUGUUCGUGAGGAAGCUAAGACUGUUGGAAAAGCAAGCUAUGCUGUUAACUUCUCUGGGUAUGAUGAGUAUGUUCCCAUGGUUGACAAGGCCGUUGAUGCUGGAUGGAAGAAGCAGUCCCUUCAACGAUCACAAUCUUCUAAAGGAACCCUUUCCCCGUCUGAUACAACAAAAACUUCAGAAGGAAUUCGUUCUCAGACUAUUAUCAUGCUUACUGCAUUCUUUAUGACUCUUAUCACUCUUUUACGUUCAAUGACAUAUCGGGUAACUGGAAAGAUUCCUAAGACAUUGCCUAACUGUAACCAAAAUACUUCUGAUCAUACUCUUAAUGCAACAAACAAGGAAGACUGUCAACCCCCUUCAUCAACUCCAUCAUUUACAGAGGCAGAUAUCCUCUCCACAGUACUGAAAAGGCUAGGAGAGCUUGAGGACAAGGUUGAUACACUUCAAUCAAAGCCAUCUGAAAUGCCCUCGGAGAAAGCGGAAUUGCUUAAUGCCGCUGUUUGUCGUGUGGAUGCCUUAGAAGCUGAGCUAAUUGCUACCAAAAAGGCUCUUUACGAAGCUUUAAUGAGGCAAGAAGAACUACUCGCGUACAUAGACAGACAAGAAGAAGCUAGGCUCAGGAAAAAGAAAUCAUGCUGGUGAAGCGUUUUCCUGAUGGAGAGAGACUACAAGAAGGAUCUCUUAAAUGUCAAUUUUAGUGUGUUGGAUGAAGCAUACUUUGAUCUUACAAAUGAUACACCAAUCUUUAAUGAUGUGAUCUUUUUAAUCCAAAAAUCCAAAAUGAGAAGGAGUCCUAACCUUGUAUGUGCAUGGGGUUCCUUUUUUCUCAAAACGAUUUGUGUGCAGUUUGCUUGUAUUUUCUUGCCAUUUAAUUUUUGUGAAAGAAUUGACUUUGAUAAGAAAACAUUAUACCAA
This is a messenger RNA of Humulus lupulus (European hop), 2496 nucleotides long. Its product is annotated as phosphatidylinositol/phosphatidylcholine transfer protein SFH8-like. NCBI's taxonomy places the organism in Eukaryota, Viridiplantae, Streptophyta, Magnoliopsida, Rosales, Cannabaceae. The record is from RefSeq and is a predicted model, not a curated record. The transcript has 15 exons. Bases 346 to 2223 code for a protein of 625 amino acids.